AGUUAUUUGCUGUGGGGAGAUCACCUUGGUUCGGACAUGCUUCAGAUGUUAUUAUAAUUUUAUCUGACUACUAUCCCAUUAAUCUAACACCGACCUAUCCCCCUCUGUAGCCUCAAGUCAGAGUUAUGCAUUACAUUUGCUGCUAGCCGGAGAUAAAUUUAGCAUCCUAUGUUUCUGGAAUAAACACCGAAUCAGAAACCACGUCAGCCUUAAAGUGAUAAAUAAUCGUGUAUUACGAUCACCUAACGUUUUCGUGCAGAUAUGGCACACCGAAUCCCAAUCCAACAAGACAACUUAAGUUUUCAGGAGAGACAGAGUAAAGUUUGGGAAGAUAUGGAGCGAGACAUGGAUAUGAGACGUAAAGAAUGGGAAUCGGAUAUAGAGAGAAUGAGAGGUGAUUUCUUUAACCUUAAACCGUGUGAUGACGGACUAGAAUCACUUAAUGAUAAAUUCAGAUUUAAGGACGGAAUGGAGGAUGCUAAAUCAGUUAUUGAAAAAGAUCAAAAUGGUCGCCCAGUGUUCCGGGCGAGGUUUAAUGUGAAGGAUUAUCAACCGGAAGAAGUUAAUGUUAAAAUGGACGGAGAUAGGGUAGUUGUGAAUGCAGCUCACAUGGAAAAGGAUGGAUCAAAAUCAGUGAGUCGUGAGUUCAGUCGUGAAGUAAACAUUCCACGCGAAGUAGACCCAUUAUUAUUACAGUGUACAAUAUCUUCUGACGGUGUUCUAUCAGUUGAAGCACCAAUGCCGACACCGCAGUAUCCUCAAGUAAUGGAUAACCCGAGAACGACACAUCGCAUCAUUCCGCAAACGAGUCCACAUGUGUCGAGUACUCCACCGAGAAACACUCCGCCGCCUAGUACCACUCAAACACCUGCAGGGCAUACGUCAUCGUUUACGACCUUUAUGUCCGGACCAAAAGGUGCUGCACCUCCAUACACUAGUGUACAGAGUACAAUGUCAAAUUCCUCACCAAAGCAAUACACACCGCUGGCGUCGACCUCAGUUUCAUCGUCUAAAUACGACACAAGAAAUAGUGUAGACUCGUUACCGGCACCUACAGAAGCCGAUAAAAAGUUUCGUGUAGAGGUUGAUAUCGAAGACUUCAAUCCAGAAGAGCUAUCCGUAAAAACUGUCGACAAGAAACUUGUAAUAAGUGCAAGCAGAAUGGAGCGUAUUGGAAGCAGAACAUCAACAAAAGAACUCAAUCGAGAGUUUCAUUUGCCCGACACUGUAGAUCCUAUGGCUGUUAAAGCAUUCUUUUCAGAAAGCGGUAAAAUGAUUAUUGAAGCUCCUUACAUGAAAACGAUCACAGUUGGCCAUUUCUCUGGCCACGAAGGAAGCCCUUUAUCGGGAAGAUGAUUGUGAUUGAGGAAUGUUUAACGUUUUGUUGAAGAUCAAAUUGACUGACAUUAAACGUGUCGUUGCUUUAUAUAUUCUGCAUGACAACUUUUCAUCACCUUACUCCAGAUUAAAAUCUAUAUUAAUUCAGUCAGUGAACUUGAUGAACAUUAUAAAGAGAGA
Mytilus trossulus (common blue mussel) is the source of this 1518-nucleotide messenger RNA. RefSeq lists its product as uncharacterized. The record is from RefSeq and is a predicted model, not a curated record. The coding region runs from base 262 to 1356 and encodes 364 amino acids. Gene Ontology annotation, biological process: protein refolding; response to heat. Gene Ontology annotation, cellular component: cytoplasm; nucleus. Lineage: Eukaryota; Metazoa; Mollusca; Bivalvia; Mytilida; Mytilidae. The transcript has 2 exons.